AUGAAAGCCUCUUCUAGUGAAUCAUGUUCUGGUUCUCUUAAUACUUCUCUUUUGGGUUCACAAGAAACGUCCAAACAUAACUACAGAGAGAACAAUUUGCUGAGAAACCAGAUUACAUUGAUUCGCAACAAUCUAAAGCUUUUGAAGUCACAGGUUGAUUUUUUAAUAAAGUUUAGAAGUACAGAGACUGGUGGACUGGUUCAACAGGUGCGUGAAACACUGAAAAACGAACUAGAAUCCUUAUUAAACUGGCUGGAACCUAUAAAAUCAGAAGAUACAAUGUUGAAGCGAAAUCUUACUCUUCGUCGAUCCCCAAGGCUUAUAGAAAGACAGAAAAUCAAAUCUCCAGAGACUUCUUUCAAAAUUCCUGAGAAACUUUCACCUACAUCACUUUCGGAACUGACUGAAAUUUCUAACUUUCUGCAGGAAGAUGGUUGUAAAAAAAAAGAGGAUAACUUUAAUGAGUAUAAUAAUUUAAAUGCAUUCAUGCAGAAGAUGGAGAAUGACUUUGAUUACCUGACGAAUGAAUUCAAACUUUUACAAAAAAGGGUAGAAGCUUUUGAACAGUUGAACUGGCAAGAAUUAUUUAAUAAUUUUCGUGUUAAAAUUCAAGAACAGACAAUAAAAUUAUGCAUAUCUUACAUAAUUCGAGAUUUAGAUCAGGACAUUUUUGAAGCAUAA
Heterobilharzia americana is the source of this 681-nucleotide messenger RNA. The record is from the annotation of a GenBank genome assembly. Lineage: Eukaryota; Metazoa; Platyhelminthes; Trematoda; Strigeidida; Schistosomatidae.